AUGCAGGCAGCUGGUACAAGCGGCCUUGGUGGCACGCCAAGCAUCUUUGGUCAGAAUACUUUUGGACGAUUGUCUGCCAGUCAGAGCUCUGCUGUUGCACAACCAGCCCCUGUUACGAAUCCUUUUGGAACUCUACCAGUGAUGCCUCAUAUGUCAAUUGGUCGCACAGGGAUGUCACCUUCAAUUCAAUAUGGAAUUUCUAGUUUGCCUGUGGUUGACAAACCUGCUCCUGUUAGGAUAUCGUCAUUGUUGACUUCUCGGCACCUUUCUCAAAGGCAGAUUAGGUUGCCCGUAAGGAAAUAUCAACCUAAAAAUGAUGGUCCAAAGGUACCAUUUUUUAGCGAUGAUGAAGAGACACCCAGUGCACCUAAGGCGGAUGCUCUUUAUGUUGCCUGGGAGAAUCCAAGAGAUUUGGUAAUUCGCCCCUUGGAACAGUGGCCGUCUAGAGCAAAUCCAGACAAAACAUCACCUCCAAAGGAUACAUCCACUCCACCUCAUUGGAAUGGUAAAAGGUCUGAAGCAGCUUCUACCCCUAAUUUGUGCCACCAGUAUGAACUUGAUGGUCCAGUUGAAAAUGGCCUUGUCAAAGAAGGACUUCAUCCUGUUAAUGCAAACCCAAAACCUAAUGGACUCCAUGAUGAUCAUUCUAUCCAGAAAGGGGAUUCGUACAUUACUGUUACUGGCCACCGUGCUGGUGAGGCGGCAAUUGUUUAUGAGCAUAGGGCUGACAUUGAGGCACUGAUGCCAAAACUCAGACNCGUACAUUACUGUUACUGGCCACCGUGCUGGUGA
Messenger RNA from Ilex paraguariensis (yerba mate), 792 nucleotides. The record is from the annotation of a GenBank genome assembly. Lineage: Eukaryota; Viridiplantae; Streptophyta; Magnoliopsida; Aquifoliales; Aquifoliaceae.